Bradysia coprophila is the source of this 2264-nucleotide messenger RNA. It is a transcript of the gene Tdc1, whose product is annotated as Tyrosine decarboxylase 1. Gene Ontology annotation, molecular function: carboxy-lyase activity; pyridoxal phosphate binding. NCBI's taxonomy places the organism in Eukaryota, Metazoa, Arthropoda, Insecta, Diptera, Sciaridae. Gene Ontology annotation, cellular component: cytoplasm. Gene Ontology annotation, biological process: amino acid metabolic process; carboxylic acid metabolic process. The record is from RefSeq and is a predicted model, not a curated record.
CGUGAUUUCACUUCAGUUAAGCACAAGAAACGCUUUGAUCGAUAACAGAAAAAAAUAACGGAAAAAAAAAAAAUAUUUUCAAAUCGAGUGAAGUGAAAAACGAGAGGAAAAUCGCAAGCAUACAGAGUGAAAAAUUGAAGUGAAUUUAUAAUAAUUGGUUGAUUUGUGGAACAAAGAAAAAAAAUAUAUUAAAAAUGAAUACAGAAGAGUUUCGUGUUUAUGGCAAACAAAUGGUUGAUUAUAUAUCGGAAUAUCGAGAUAGAGUUGAUGAACGAAAGGUCGCACCGACAUUAUUGGAUCCGGGAUAUUUAAAACAACUCAUUCCAUCCGAAGCACCAAUGAAAGGUGAAAGUUUCGAUGAAAUUCUGAAAGACGUGGAGGGAAAAAUUAUGCCCGGUAUGGUACAUUGGAAUCAUCCGAAAUUUUUUGCAUAUUUCCCGUCGGGCAAUUCAUAUCCGUCUGUAUUGGGCGAUAUGCUUAGCAGUGCAAUUGGUUCGAUUGGAUUUUCAUGGGCUUCGAGUCCGGCUGCAACAGAACUAGAAACCAUUAUUCUUGAUUGGUAUGCAAAGGCAUUGGACUUGCCAACUUUCUUUUUGAGUGACUGUCCCGCGGGGAAAGGAGGUGGAGCUUUACAAGGAUCCGCAUCGGAAUGCGUACUUGUGUGUCUGAUGACUGCUCGUGAUCGAGCCAUAAAGGAGCUUAAAGGAGACAAUCAAGACAUUCACGAAAGCGUGUUCCUGCCGAAACUGAUGGCUUAUUGCUCAAAGGAAGCUCACUCGUGCGUAGAGAAAGCAGCAAAAAUGGCAUUGAUCAAAUUGCGAAUAUUGGACACAGAUGACCGAGGACGUUUCCGCGGCGAAACUUUGCGUACUGCUAUUGAAAAAGACAUUGAAGAAGGAUAUACCCCGUUCUUUGUGGUUGCAACUGUGGGAACAACAGGAUCUUGUGUUUUCGAUAAUUUGGUCGAAAUUGGUCAAGUGUGCAAGAGCGUACCGUCGAUUUGGUUCCAUGUUGACGGAGCUUAUGCCGGCAAUUCAUUUAUUCUUCCGGAAAUGAGACACUUCAAAAAUGGGCUCGAGUAUGCUGAUUCGUUCAAUACAAAUCCGAAUAAACUUUUACUAACCAAUUUCGAUGCAUCUGCAAUGUGGGUUAGAGACGUGAUGGCUUUAAAAAAAGCGUUAACGGUCAAUGCACUGUACUUAGAACACAGCAACAAUUGUGCAAUAGACUAUCGUCACUAUGGAAUACCGCUGAGCAGAAGAUUCCGAGCACUCAAAUUGUGGUUUGUUUUUAGAACAUACGGCAUAUCCGGGUUACAAAAAUACAUUCGUAACCAUAUCGCCUUGGCUAAAACCUUUGAGGAUCUAGUCUAUAGUGAUGAUCGAUUUGAAGUGAGAAAUGACGUGCACUUGGGACUAGUUUGUUUCCGACUCAAAAAUUCUGACGAAGUAAAUCAAGAAUUUCUGGCCCGCAUCAAUCACUCUGGAAACCUACAUAUGAUACCAGCUAAAGUAUUGGACAAAUAUUGCAUUCGUUUCUGCGUCACAUACGAACAUGCCACAGCUGAACAUAUAGAAGCAGCAUGGGAAGAAAUCAAAGUAUUCGCUGAUGAUGUACUGGAAUCUCAAUCACCUAACACCGAGCCUCUGCAACCAAUUCAACCCAUCAAGAAACCCAAGAAGAAACUUACGCGCACUGCAUCCUCACGAUUUUCGUUUACGCGCAGUGUUUCUCGCGAAAUUUAUGAACGACAACACAGUCAUAAAGGUCUUACAGACGGUUGUACACCGAUAAUUGUUUUGGAUUCAAAUGAAAUCUUAGAAAGUUUACACAAAGCGUCAAAGAAAAAUUUACAACGAUAUCAACAGGUUGAUGCAGCAGAAAGUACCGACGAGGCGAGCAAUUGAAAUAAUAAUAUUUGAUGUUGAGUGGGGAAGUAUUGAAAUUCAUCUGUGAAUGAAUUGAACAAAGUAUUAUAAAUUUUUAUAAAUUUAAUGAAAAAUGAGAGAACAUUCUCCGGCGGACGUAGAAUUGGGAAUGUAUAAAAUUUAAUAUUUUCGAUUUAUAAACAUGACAGUUUAAGAGAAAAUUUUUAAUUAUUUUAAGGUUCCUAUUUAAAGUAAAUAUUUUGUAGCUGUUACUCUAUUUAUUUAAUUAUUUAUGUGUUUCUACCGUGUAAGCCUGUCGAACGUAUGUACGUUCAAUGUAUUCUACCACUAACAAAAAUAAUUUAUCAUUCAAUGAAUUACACGCUAAAUACUAUC